GAUUGGGCCCGGGCCGCCCCCCCAUGUGCUCAGUGUUUGCAGUCAGUGUCGGUCGGGUCGGUGGAUAGACAGACGGGCGAAGUGUUGUAAGAGGACGGAAGGACAGAGCACCGGGCUGACAAGGAAAGUGACACUCAAUCGCUACCAUGCCAAGAAAGAAGGUGACGGACGGAAGUGGAGGCAGGAAGCGGGCGGCCGGGAAGAAGCGAGGCCGCGAUGAGUUCAGCAGCGACGACGAUCUAGAGCUGGACGGCAGCCCGGGAUCAGACGGGGGCGCCAACCACAAGCGGGGACCCAACAAGGGAGGAGCCAAAUCCCAAGCUGGAGCCGCUGCUGUCGUCGUUACCGAACCCGAACAUACUAAGGAGAAGAUCAAACUUGAAGGCUCCAAAGCUAAGGGACAGCUCUUGAUAUUUGGAGCAACCAACUGGGACUUGAUAGGACGUAAAGAAGUGCCUAAGCAACAAGCUGCCUAUCGUAACCUCGGUCAGAACCUUUGGGGUCCACACAAAUAUGGUUGCCUCUCGGGAAUUCAAAUACGAACGGUGGCAUCGGGCCCCUGCUCAGUUACAGGUCACAACUCUGACGGGAAGUAUAUUGCCCGGGCACAGCGAAUCGAGUACGACUGCGAGCUGGUCCCGCGCAGGAUCGCCAUAUUCAUAGAGAAAACGAAGGAUGGCCAAGUCCUGCCCGUGCCCAACGUGGUGGUGCGCGAUAUAGCCUGCGGCAUUAACCACACGCUGGUCCUGGACUCCCAGAAACGCGUCUUCACCUGGGGCUUUGGGGGCUACGGCCGGCUCGGACACACGGAGCAGAAAGAUGAGCUGGUCCCGAGACUAGUAAAACUGUUCGAUUUCCCCGGCCGUGGGGCCUCCCAGAUCUACGCCGGGGCCACCUGCUCAUUCGCAGUCAGUGAGAUGGGCGGGCUGUAUUUCUGGGGAGCUACAAACACCUCUCGUGAUUCCACCAUGUACCCCAAAACCGUGCAGGACCUUUGUGGCUGGAAGGUUCGAAAUCUGGCCUGCGGGAAAAGCAGUAUUAUUGCUGCAGCAGAUGAAAGCACAAUCAGUUGGGGUCCAUCACCGACUUUCGGAGAGCUGGGCUACGGAGAAAGCAAAGCCAAAUCCUCCACCACGGCUCAGGAAGUGAAAACCUUGGAUGGCAUUUACUCCGAGCAGGUGGCCAUGGGCUAUUCUCACACUCUGGUGGUUGCACGUGAGGAAAGCGAGCAGGACAAAGAGCGUCUGAAGAAGCUGCCGGAAUACAACCCGCGCACCCUGUGAUCUUUUGACGCCC
Nanorana parkeri is the source of this 1296-nucleotide messenger RNA. It is a transcript of the gene RCC2, whose product is annotated as regulator of chromosome condensation 2. The record is from RefSeq and is a predicted model, not a curated record. NCBI's taxonomy places the organism in Eukaryota, Metazoa, Chordata, Amphibia, Anura, Dicroglossidae. The transcript has 9 exons. The coding region runs from base 147 to 1283 and encodes 378 amino acids.